UCUCCAAGCCAGCACCUUACUGGGAAGGAACAGCAGUCAUUAAUGGAGAGUUUAAGGAGUUGAAAUUAACAGAUUAUGAAGGAAAAUAUCUCGUCUUCUUCUUCUAUCCUCUUGACUUCACAUUUGUAUGUCCAACUGAGAUAAUCGCCUUCAGUGACAGAAUUGAAGAAUUCAGAGCAAUCAAUACCGAAGUAGUAGCAUGUUCUGUGGACUCAAAGUUCACUCACUUAGCAUGGAUUAAUACUCCUCGAAAACAAGGAGGACUUGGACCUAUGAAGAUUCCACUUCUUUCAGAUUUGACGCACCAAAUUUCAAAGGAUUACGGAGUAUAUCUGGAAGAUCAAGGGCAUACACUUAGAGGCCUUUUCAUUGUUGACGAUAAGAGAAUCCUUCGACAGAUCACGAUGAAUGACCUUCCUGUGGGGAGAUCAGUGGAUGAAACGCUUCGUUUAGUACAAGCAUUCCAAUACACAGACAAACACGGAGAAGUUUGCCCUGCUGGUUGGAAACCUGGCAGUGAAACAAUAAUUCCAGAUCCAGCUGGAAAACUGAAGUAUUUUGAUAAACUAAACUGAGGCUCGCUUCUGUUGAAUUACAUAGGUCACAUUCAACUUGGAUUUUUGCCAAUAAAAUUUCAUCAAUUUUG
This is a messenger RNA of Leptosomus discolor (cuckoo roller), 646 nucleotides long. The record is from RefSeq and is a predicted model, not a curated record. NCBI's taxonomy places the organism in Eukaryota, Metazoa, Chordata, Aves, Leptosomiformes, Leptosomidae.